AAAAUAAAUCAAUCCCGAAGAUGUUCCCUUUUCAAUUCCACCCAUCACCCCAAAACGCCACAGCCAUAGAAUGCAAUCACCCACCACCACAAUCACAGCCGCAAUACAAAAUCUCAAUCUCACCCCCAAUUUCCUACCAAAAUUCCCGCCAAACCCACUUCGCUUCCGCCCGGAUUUUUCCAACCGCCGUAGUACUGCAAGUAUGGCUUCCUCUUUCGGUAGGUUUAAGGUUAAUUCAAAAUUGGAUAACAGUUCCGGUGAGUUUCUUACUAUUACCGAGUACGCCGGCAAGGGAGGCGCGAACGUAGGUGACGAUCUGGUGGUGUUGUUUAGUCACUUGGAGUAUGCGUUCAAGAGAAUUGCAGCUCUCGUUGCUUCUCCGGUCAAUUCCAGCCUCGGAAAAAGCUCCGGUGGUGGCCAAGAUGUGGACUCCGGUAGAGAUAAACCUAAGCCACUCGACAUUGUUUCUAAUGAAAUCAUCUUGUCUUCUUUGAAAAACUCCGGAAAAGUUGCAGUUAUGGCUUCCGAAGAAGACGAUGCUCCCGUUUGGAUAACCGAUAACGCCCCAUUUGUGGUGGUAACAGAUCCCCUCGAUGGUUCUCGUAACAUCGACGCUUCAAUCCCCACCGGAACCAUUUUCGGGAUCUACAAUCGCUUAAUAGAACUCGAUAAUCUUCCAACGGAGGAGAAGGCGUUGCUUAAUUCGUUACAGAGCGGCAAUCGCCUCGUCGCCGCCGGCUAUGUUCUUUACUCCUCCGCCACCAUACUCUGCACCACCUUCGGUUCCGGCGCACACGCCUUUACUCUCGAUCAUUCCACUGGAGACUUCGUUCUCACACACCCAGACAUUAAAAUCCCUCCUCGAGGUCAGAUCUAUUCAGUAAACGAUGCACGAUACUUUGAUUGGCCGGAGGGUUUGAGGCGAUACAUCGAUACAAUCAGACAAGGGAAAGGGAAGUUUCCGAAGAAGUAUUCUGCGCGUUAUAUUUGUUCGUUGGUUGCUGAUUUUCAUAGAACUUUGAUGUAUGGUGGAGUGGCGAUGAACCCUAGAGACCAUCUUCGGCUUGUUUAUGAGGCGAAUCCGCUGAGUUUUGUGGCGGAGCAAGCAGGCGGGAAAGGGUCGGACGGGAAGAAUAGGAUUCUGUCGAUUCAACCGGUGAAGCUGCAUCAGAGACUUCCGUUGUUCUUGGGAAGUCCAGAGGAUAUUGAUGAGUUGGAGAGUUAUGGUGAUGUUCAACAAACUGUAAAUCCUGGUUAUGAUGUUUGAAUGCAUGAUCG
Messenger RNA from Lactuca virosa, 1278 nucleotides. The record is from the annotation of a GenBank genome assembly. Lineage: Eukaryota; Viridiplantae; Streptophyta; Magnoliopsida; Asterales; Asteraceae.